Molecule: messenger RNA, 1440 nt
Organism: Anopheles marshallii
Lineage: Eukaryota; Metazoa; Arthropoda; Insecta; Diptera; Culicidae
Exons: 2
Coding region: 1-1440 (479 amino acids)
Molecular function (GO): protein binding
Source: RefSeq, a predicted model, not a curated record
AUGCACUUCGGAUUGGCGGAUGCAUCUGUGUGGCUAGUGUUGAUCGCGGUGCGAUUACAGCUUUGCAACUGCUCGAAGUACACCUGCACGAUCGGUACGGAUGGCUUUUGCAUCUUCCAGGGCGUGCACAUCGAAAGCCCGGAACAGGCGGCAAGCGUACAGCUGGAACCGCCGGCCGCACCGACGGCCGACGUGACGCGUGUCAAGUUCCGCGACUCGAGCAUGUACAUGCUGCCGCCCGGUCUGUACGGUGCCUUCCGCCAUCUGGAGGAACUGCGCGUCUGGUGGAUGCACCUGCACAGUAUUCACAUCGAUCCACGGCUGCUAACGCUGGACGCGGAGAAGAAUCGCAUCAGCAGCAUUACGACCGAUCCGGGCACGGUGCCAUUGCUGCAGAAGCUCGAACUCAACCAGAACCGGCUGCGCAAUAUCGACAACAUCUCGGUGUUUGAAAACCUGGAGGUAUUGCAGGUGGCGCAUAACGAUCUCCGCACGCUGGAUCUGUGCGUGUUCCAGCGGAUGGCCAAGUUGCGGCUGCUCGACCUUUCCAGCAACAAUCUGGCAUUGGUACGGAGCUCCAUCGGGCCGGAGAAGCUUACCUCGCUGACAGUAUUAUAUCUGAACGAUAACCGGCUUACCUACCUGGACCUGGGCGUGCUCCGUUCGUUUCCGGCACUGGAAAAGGUGAAUCUUGCCAACAAUGCGCUCGUCUACGUGGACCACGAUGCGCUGCCGACUAUGUUGCCCCGAUUGCGCGUGUUCUACAUACAGAGCAACGACUGGCACUGUGAGGGACUUACCGAGCUGGUCGGCCAGCUCAGAAAGACCGGUGCGCAGGACUUUAAGCUGUUCAGUGCAUUUAUCUGCAAGGAGCGGACGGUCGAGGGUGUGUGCUGUACGGAAAAUAAACCCUUCGCGCUGGUGCGCAAAUCGAACCAGUAUCUUGCCAGCUACACAACCGAACUCAACGGGCACACGCGCCAUCUGAUGCGCGAGCUGCAGCACACGCGCCACGAGGUUGCGCGGCUGAUUGCGAACGACAACUACACGCAGGUGUCGCUGCAGAACAUCGGUGACGAGGUGGAGGAGCUUCGGAAUCAGCUGACCGAAGCGCUGGCGGCCCCAGAUCCCGUAACAGGCCGGCCAGAGAAGCCAACCGCCGCCACCCGCACGCUGCCGGACGGUUCCGUCAAUCCGGAGCGGCUCGUCUCGGAGGUUUCGAAGUUGCGGCGCGGCUUACAGAAAAUGGCCGACGAGCAUAAAACGCUUCGGCAAGAGUAUGACAAGCUGCAGAAGGAGCUGGAAGCGCUGCGGACCGACACCAACCAGACGAAGCUGUCGUUCGAGCUGAUGAAGGAGGAGAACGCACUGCUGCGGCAGAACCUUCGCCAGCUGGAGCAGAAGCUACAGCAGCUGUUUAGCCGUGGUGCGAACGUCUGA